AUGGUAAAACUGGGCCAUGCAGGGCUGCGGGAUGAUAAGGCUGGAGGCUGUGGAGAGCAGGCAGCCGGAAGCGAUAACAUCACUCUCUCCAGGGCUUGGGCUGUGGUCAUCUUUGCCUUUGUCCUCUGCUGGCUGCCGUUCCACAUCGGUCGUUACCUCUUCUCCAAGGCCUUCGAGGAAUGGACGGAGCGGUUGUACCUGAUCAGCCAGUACUGCAACCUGGUGUCCUGUGUCCUCUUCUACCUGAGUGCUGCCAUCAACCCCAUCCUCUACAACAUCAUGUCCAAGAAAUACAGGGUGGCUGCCUUCAAGCUUCUCCGCAUCAACCAGGACCUGAGGAGGACUCCGUCCAAGGUCAAGGAGCACAGCUGCACUGAGUCCUCAGUCAGCACUUGACCCUAGAUGUCCACGGGGAAUGCCCGCACACAUCUCCGCAUCUCUGAACGUCAACAGAGGCAGACUUGGUGAGAUGGGCAAAGGGUCUGGUAGUCGCCCAUGUAUGGAUGGACGUGUCUGGUACUAGAUCAUGACCAUAAGACAUAGGAGCAGAAUUAGACCAAUUGGCCCAUCAAGCCUAUUCCACCAUUC
Amblyraja radiata (thorny skate) is the source of this 588-nucleotide messenger RNA. Its product is annotated as growth hormone secretagogue receptor type 1. NCBI's taxonomy places the organism in Eukaryota, Metazoa, Chordata, Chondrichthyes, Rajiformes, Rajidae. Bases 1 to 396 code for a protein of 131 amino acids. The transcript has 2 exons. The record is from RefSeq and is a predicted model, not a curated record. Gene Ontology annotation, biological process: G protein-coupled receptor signaling pathway; hormone-mediated signaling pathway. Gene Ontology annotation, molecular function: growth hormone secretagogue receptor activity. Gene Ontology annotation, cellular component: plasma membrane.